CUCCGCCAUCCUAGCUUCAAUACUGAGCCGAAGCUCAUUCGAACAUUAAAUUCGACAGAAAUGAAGCAAACUCGUGCUAAGUGACUGCCGAUUUAGGAAUUGAUAUUAGCAACUUGGGAGCAAUUCUCUAGGGAGUAAAUAAGACAAUAUGUCGCCGCCAUUAUCAGCACAUUUGCGAUGGCGCCGCGAGGUGGAAACCACGACCGAGAAAAUCACCGUGGUCGGCAACCUCACUGCUGGCAACAUGACCACGGGGACUCCAGUUGCAUCUUCAAUCAAUCCUGCUAUAACUUCAGAGGCAACAGCGACUGUAACCACCACUCAAGAAUCGAUUGGGGAAAAGACAGCCGAAAUAGCCCGAAAGAUGAACAUGGAAACAUGGCAACUAGUCGCCAUUCUUGUUGGAGUGGGUGUGGUGGUACUCGGAGUUUGCUUCUGCUGUAUCCGCCGGUGUUUCCGUAAGCGACGCUCCAAGGAUGGCAAGAAAGGGAUGAAAGGAGUCGACUUCAAGUCCGUCCAACUCUUAGGUUCAGCAUACAAAGAGAAGGUUCAGCCGGAUAUGGAGGAGCUGACGGAUAACGCUGAGGAACCAGACGACGGCGAUUCUAAGAAAGAGGAACAGAAGCUAGGAAAACUUCAGUACAAGCUGGAAUAUGACUUUAAUAGCAACAGUCUAUCGGUUACUGUUAUCCAAGCGGAGGAGCUACCGGCUUUAGACAUGGGUGGGACUUCAGACCCAUACGUAAAAGUAUAUCUUUUACCGGAUAAGAAGAAGAAAUUUGAAACCAAAGUUCAUCGAAAAACCCUCAACCCUGUUUUCAACGAAACCUUUGUUUUUAAGAACGUGCCAUACGCUGAUGCAAUGAACAAAACCCUAGUAUUCGCGAUCUUCGACUUCGAUCGGUUCUCCAAGCACGACCAGAUUGGUGAAGUGAAGGUACCCCUGUGUCAGGUCGAUCUUGCGCAAACUAUUGAAGAAUGGCGUGAACUACAGAGCGUCGAGGGCGAAGGUGGCCAGGACAACAAGCUGGGUGACAUAUGUUUCUCUUUGCGUUAUGUCCCAACUGCUGGAAAACUUACGGUGGUAAUUUUGGAGGCAAAGAACUUAAAGAAAAUGGACGUCGGUGGCCUGUCAGAUCCGUACGUAAAGAUUGCACUCAUGCAAAAUGGCAAACGUCUCAAGAAGAAGAAGACGAGCAUCAAGAAAUGUACACUGAAUCCAUAUUACAACGAGUCAUUUACUUUUGAAGUACCAUUCGAACAAAUACAGAAGGUGAAUCUAGUGGUAACCGUUGUGGACUAUGACCGCAUCGGAACGUCGGAGCCAAUUGGCAAGGUGGUGCUUGGAUACAACGCGUCGGGUACUGAACUGCGUCAUUGGUCGGAUAUGCUCGCUAGCCCGAGGCGCCCCAUCGCUCAAUGGCACACUCUCAAAGAUCCCGAAGAUGGUGAGAAGAAGGAUUAAAGAGGAUUAAGAAGAUCAUCGAAACGAGAAAUAGAGGAGCGAGGACGAAGAACAAACGCCUUAUUCAAUAUCUUAUUGGAAUUCAUAAUAAUUCGUCUCUCAAUAUUAGUGUUCUCCUAAGAUAAAUGAAAACGGUGUAAUAUUCAUUCUAAUCUAUAUUUAUUUAUUGUACACCGCCGUUAACGUCCCUUUUAUUAGAACUAUUAAAUUAAAUUUUAUUUAUAUCGAAUAUUUAUAUUUUAUUGAGAUAAU
Molecule: messenger RNA, 1717 nt
Organism: Vanessa atalanta (red admiral)
Lineage: Eukaryota; Metazoa; Arthropoda; Insecta; Lepidoptera; Nymphalidae
Gene: Syti
Product: synaptotagmin 1
Exons: 11
Coding region: 149-1465 (438 amino acids)
Biological process (GO): regulation of calcium ion-dependent exocytosis; synaptic vesicle endocytosis; cellular response to calcium ion
Cellular component (GO): dense core granule; axon; synaptic vesicle membrane
Molecular function (GO): syntaxin binding; phosphatidylserine binding; clathrin binding
Source: RefSeq, a predicted model, not a curated record